AUGAUGUCCAAAACGGACCUAGAAUCCAAAAUCCGCCAAGCGGCCGUCAAAAACCGCGAACUCCUCUCCAUCCUCUCCGACACGAACAACGCCGUCCCGGACCUGACCCAGCAGCGCCGCCUGAUCGCCGACCUCGAGCACCAGCUCGCCGCCUCGGACAAGCACGUCCACGAGCUCGAGUCCCGCCGCAAGAAGGAGCUCAAGGACCACGAGAAGUACAGGAACAGCGUCAUGCGCCGCUUCGUGCACAAGGCCGUCGGCAAGCGCGAAAAGUUCGCCGACAAGGCCGCCCGCGAGGAGCGCGAGUACUUCGACGUCCUCCAGGAGGAGCACCGCGAGAAGGAGAUCAACCAGAACCUGAAGCAGCAGCUGUCCGACGCCCGGGACGCCAGGGGCCCGCUCGAGAAGGAGGCCGAGAGGCACGAGCUGGCGCAGAAGGAGCUGGACAGCCUGUACGAGGCCAUCUUCGCGGGCCCGACCAAGGGGUAUCCCGAGGAGGACUCGAGGGAGCAGGAGGCGGCGAGGGCGAUGCACGAGUACCACGACGUCCGGUCCAAGGCCGAGGCGGAGUCGCACGCCGUCCGGCUCCUGACGGACGCGAUGAAGCGCAUGGGCGACGCGCUGAGGAGCAUCGACGACGCGCUGAGCCACUCGCGGAUGGACAUGUUCGGCGGCGGGACCAUGUCGGACAUGAUGGAGCGGAGCGCGCUGCAGCGGGCCGAGUCGGCGGCUCAGGAGGCGCGGAUGCUGGUCAUGCAGGCGCAGCGGAUGACGCCGUACAUCGGGGACCUGCCGUCGGUGAGCAUCAACCACGGGAACCUCAUGGGCGAUGUGUUGUUCGACAACAUCUUCAGCGACAUGGCGUUCCACGAUGAGAUCAAGAAGUCGAGGACGUCGGUGGAGAGGUGCACGCAGGCGCUGAGUCGGUUGCUGCACGAGACGAGGGAUCGUCAUGCGAGUCUGAUGAGGGCGGGUAAGGAGAAGGAGAGGAGGCUUGACGAGACGAGAGAGGCGCUGCAGAAGGAGAGGGAGAGGUUGUUUGAGCUCAUUGCUGGUAAUGCAGCGGAGGGGAGCAGUUCGAAGAUGGAUAUGGCUGCGGCUUCUGGGUCAAUGUCCAAGCCGUGGGGCAAUUAA
Messenger RNA from Colletotrichum karsti, 1134 nucleotides. RefSeq lists its product as uncharacterized. The record is from RefSeq and is a predicted model, not a curated record. Bases 1 to 1134 code for a protein of 377 amino acids. The transcript has a single exon. NCBI's taxonomy places the organism in Eukaryota, Fungi, Ascomycota, Sordariomycetes, Glomerellales, Glomerellaceae.